This is a messenger RNA of Rotaria socialis, 5052 nucleotides long. NCBI's taxonomy places the organism in Eukaryota, Metazoa, Rotifera, Eurotatoria, Philodinida, Philodinidae. The record is from the annotation of a GenBank genome assembly.
AUGUCAAAAAAUCCUUUUCAUCAUUCGGCAUCAUCCGAUGUCCUACGUCUAAAGGCUUUACAAUCUGGCUUUGAAAGUCGUGUUGAAGUAAAUCAACGGAUGUUAAUUGAUAAAAUGCUUGCACGUUAUUCUUCUGACUUUGUUGUUUGUCGCGAAUUGAUUCAAAAUUCUGACGAUGCUAAAGCAACAUCAUUUCAUUUUGAAAUAACUUGCGAUGAUGAAUUAUCAUCAUCGACAGAAAAAGAUUUUCAUAAUAAAACCAUAACAGAAAUUCGUGCUAUAAAUAAUGGUCUUGUAUUCAAUGAAACUGAUUGGAAACGUGUAGCAGCUAUAGCUGAAGGAAAUACAAAUGUUGAAUCAGUUGGUCAAUUUGGCGUGGGCUUUUUCUCGGUUUUUUCAUUUUCGGAAGAACCAAUCAUAGCAUCAGGAAAGGAAUAUAUGGCAUUCGUUUGGCGGGACGAUAAUUCGUUAACAACUUACCGUCAUGAAUUACCACUAGACGAACAAUCUCAAUUAACAUCGAUUAUUCUUAAAAUGCGUACAAAAUAUAUUUUACAUACAGAAACUACGCUCGAUAUCGAUUCAAUAUUGGAUAUCAAUGAAAGUCCUAAUAGUAAAUCACCAAGUAAAAAACGACAAAAGAAAAGUGUAACGCCUACUGCAGCAACAACAACCAGUGAAAUUAUUCCAACUAUUAAUCUUGCACAACUCAAAGCUUAUUUUACUAAAGUUUUAUCAUUUACAAAAUAUAUCAAUGAACUCAUAAUAAAAAUUAAUCAAAAGAUCGUUUUCAAAGUAACAAAAAGUAGAAAACCGAUUCCAUCAACAAAAUCAAAUUCACAAUUUAAAAAGAAUUCAAUUCAUAAUAUGUUACGUCUUGAUUCAUUUGCCCAAACUGAACAAAGCUUUUCGAUUGAACACGGACCAUCGAUAACAUUGAAUCAUGUGUCUGUUGAUGCAACAUUGAUUAUUGAUGAAACUUAUCACAAUCAUAUUCGACGUAUAUUAAAGAAAAGUUUACCACCGAAUGUUCAAAUUCAACUCUUAUACACUCCUCAUAAUAUUGUAAAUAAACAACAACAAAGGAAAUCAGCAAAACAGCAGGAUCUUCAUAUGAAAAUUCUCAACUCAUUGAUACCGUUAAAAUUUCAAAACGGUGAAAUUUCUCCAUCGGGCUUAAUUUUUAUUGGUCUCGGAACGCAUCAAACAACUGGCAUUGGAAUGCACGUUUACAGUCAUUUAAUUCCAACCAUUGAACGUGAAAAUCUCGAUUUACAAGAUCCAUAUAUAUCGAAAUGGAAUAGAGAACUUCUUUUAUCUGUUGGACAAAUCGCACGAUUUGUUUUUGACCAAUUAAUGAUCGAUAACAAACAAUUCGAUUCUACACUUGCUUCCUAUUCAUUUCAACCAUCGGUACCAAAUAAUGAAAUAGGUACGAUUCUUGUCGAUGGAUUUUUUUCUUCGAACAAAGAAAUACUCGUUCCAGUUAAACGAUCUCCAGCUGAUACUAAUCUUUCAUUGGUUCCAUCAGCGCAAGCUUACACAGCAAAUUCUAAACAUAUUCAUUCAUUUCUUUCCUUACCACUUGUACCCUAUGAAUUAAGUAAAAAUGGUCUCUUUCAAGCAUUAAAAGAUCGUGAUCUGAUUGUCGAAGUCGACAAUGAACUAAUUGAAUCCACUAUAAUCACAACCAUUCUUCUAUCGAAUCAAUUUGUCGAAUUUCUUCAUUGGUUAUCUAGUCAAAAUACAGAUGAUAAACAAUAUAUAAAACGUUUAUUAUCAAUAGUACGUUUUCGUGAAACACCUCAGUCGUCAAUCAUCACAUUAGAAAAAUUAAAAAAUUAUGAUAACUUCAAUAUUUCAACGAAUCUUCCAUUACCAACACAUGUUUUACCUGCGAGCGUAGCUGCGUACUUAUCCAGAGAAGAAUUACAAAAGCAACUAUCAUUAAUACCAUUAACACUGAAAGAUUUUGUUCAUCAUUAUCUACUUAAAAGUCAAUUGCAUUUGUUUACCAAAGAAAAUACAUCCACAUGUCUAUUGCAUGUUAUUUCGAAACAUUCCGGUCAAUUAAAUAAAACUGAAUGGAAUAAAUUAAAAACAACAUUAUCAACUCUAACAUGUAUACCAACGAAUCAAGGAAUGAAAAUUCCGCAUGAAUCAUAUGUUCCAUCAUCAAUCUUAUCGCCAGAUUUACCCGUUAUUACAUUAAAUGUACCACAAAAUCUGAAUGACGAAGACGACGACAAUGAUGCACAAUCAACUACGGAGAACAUGGAGAAUCCUGUAUCAGCGGAAUUUCUCAAACGAUUAGGUUGCCGAACAUUAAAUGUUCAAUCGUUUGUUCAUGCACGAUCAUCAUUAACAAAUCCAUCGAAUUCACACAGCAUGAAAACUCUAAUUCAACAUCUAAUGGAAGAACGAGAAAACAUGAGCGAAGGAGAUUUCAAUGCACUAAAACAAAGUGAAUGUCUCAAAGGCACAACACUCAUGCCCAAUAAAGAAAACACGCGAAAAUAUGCUCCGCAAGACCUUCAUUUUCCUUCUGUGGCUAUUCAAUUGCAAUGGACAACAUUGCCAAUCAUUGAUUGGCAUGACAUUGAUGCUCGAUCAAGUGAAUAUGCAUUUCUAAAAGAAAUCGGCGUACGUGAAGUACCCGAUCUACAAAAAUUAAUUGAUCGAAUUAUCGAAGAACAUAAUGAACAAAAGAAAAAAUCAAAUGAUGAAUAUCGAUUACCGAAAGCACUUGGAUUUUUAGCGGAAAAUUUUCAACAACAUUAUUCUAAAUUAUGGAAAGCAGCAAAAAUUAAACGGCCUUUUCUGCCAUCUUAUUUAUCAUCAAAAAGCAUUGAAUUAUCUUUACCCGACGAAGUUUUUAAAGAUGAAAGUCCAUUGUGUGCAACAUUGUUAUCUGAUGUUGUUCAACUAUUCGAAGAACAUUUCAAUAUAGCUUUAAUUGGCGUUAAAGAUCGCCCAACUUUAACCAUAGCAUUUGAUAUUCUAAUGGAGAAGAAAGAAAAAAUACUCAAUGUAGAAACUGCACCAAAGAUUUUCGCUUAUAUGAAUCAACUCGAUGGUCUAAGUCGACCUUUAAUCGAACGUGUAUCAAAAUUCACUUUUAUUCCUCUCGAAGGAAGUGCAUAUUUUAUGAAGCCAUCACAAGUUUUCAUACGUCCGGAUAGUUCAACAUCAACAUCAUCCUCACGAUUAAGACAAAUUCAUGUUAUCGUUCCAGAUUCAUCGGACGAUGAUGAUAAUGAUAGUGAUGAAAUAACACAAACAAUUUCUAGUCGUGGUCGUAAGCGAAACGUUAGAGCAACAACAUCGAAAAAUAAAAAGACAAAAACAGUUUCAUCAACUCCAUUGAUUAUGGAUGAUACUGAUAAAAGUGGUCUCAUUGAUUAUGUUGAUUAUGGUUCAGAAGGAAAUUCUUUUCUUCUUGGCGUUGGCGUACUGCAUCAUCCAUCUGCUUCUGUUUUAGCCGAAUUAUUAAUUGAUCGGCAAGCAAAUUAUUUUGCAAACGUGACUUCUGAUGAUUUACAAAAAAAAUUACUUGCUUAUACGAGUUGCCUUCGACAACUUGCUAUGGCAACAAAUGCAACCAAUGAAUUACAGUCAGCAUCAUUAGUAAAACGAUUGAAAACUCAGCCAUGGUGUUUAGGUUAUCAAACAGUAGAAAGACGUUCCAGUACUGAAAAACAGCGAAUGUUUAAAAUUGUGCCACCGAAUGAAAUCUAUCUUGAUGAUGAUCAUCAAUGUGCAGUCGACUUACGACCAUUGUUACCACCUGAUGAACCAGAAUUGACGAAAUUAUAUGAAAACUUUGGUGCACAAUGGUUAUCAGAAUGUGUAAAAAGAACUCUAGUACAUAAAGGAAAAGUGGCUACAUCCGAUCGGGGUAAUAAAUUACGUGAUUUAAUUCGAUUUCGUCUUGAUAUGUUAUUUGUCAAUAAUCGAGGUGAAAAAAUGGAAAAUCUUGAUGAAAAACACGUGGAUAUGUUACGAACAACUUUAGCUGUUUACGAAGUUGAUGGAAUUCAAUGUCAAUUAACAUUUCAAAAAAAGACGAUUACCCUCGAUUCAACUGAUAGCAGUUCGUGUGCACUUGAAAAUGAUAAAAAUACCGUUGCAUUGUAUUUUCAAAAACAUAUUCGCGAAUUCGAUUAUAUUGAUAUAGCGAGUGAAUUGGCUCGAUUUGUAUUUAGAAAACCACUAGAUACAGUUGCUCAUAUGAUAAGUGAUAAACUUGCAUCACCCUUAGAAACACUUAAACGUCGUGGCAUACCUGUUGAUCGUUUACUUCAACAUAAUCAAUUUCAUGUUCGUCCAGCAGCUCAAGCGAUUAAAGAACAGCCUGAAUCGAAUCACAACGACAAUAAUAAUCAUCAUCAUGAAAGCCAUGUUGACAUAACUGGUCGUGUCGAUGACUUUAGUCGCCAUCAAAUAAAAGAUGAUGGAAAAUUAUUGUCAAUGUUGAAGAAAGGUCGAACAUAUACACAAACAAAAUUUGUUCAACAAGAACAUGUCAAAGAUGAAAUUAAUCAUUCAUGUGAAGCUGUACCAUCAGCCAAUAUGACACGUUAUAAAGAUUCAUUUCACAUGGUACCAUUGUAUAUCGAACGAAAUGUUGUUAUUACAACUAAAAUGCUUGAUCAUGCUAAACAGUUAGCUUGGAUUUUGAUAGGACUUGCUAAUCAUGUAUUUAAAAUACCUAUUGAAACAUUACAUCUCUAUCGAGAUAUUGACGGAGCUCGAAUUGCAUUCAAUGAUCGUCGGGCGUUAUUUUUUAAUCUUCGUUAUUAUGAGCAAGUUUUUGCUGAUAAAGUUCAACCAUUUCUACAAGCAACAUCACCAUCUAUACCAAUACUACACACAAUUGUGAACUUCUAUUUUAUUUUGGCAUGCCAUGAACUUGCACAUAAUCUUGAGAUGGCUCAUAACUCAAAUUUUAUCAAUCAUUUAGAAACUAUAGCAGUCAAAUUUAUGACAGAAAAAGAUUUAUUUUUACAGCAAUUCUCAUUUCAAAAUUAUUUACAAACUGAUUUUGAUUGA